Colletotrichum orchidophilum is the source of this 570-nucleotide messenger RNA. RefSeq lists its product as uncharacterized. The coding region runs from base 1 to 570 and encodes 189 amino acids. NCBI's taxonomy places the organism in Eukaryota, Fungi, Ascomycota, Sordariomycetes, Glomerellales, Glomerellaceae. The record is from RefSeq and is a predicted model, not a curated record. The transcript has a single exon.
AUGUAUCGCAUUGUUCUUGCGUUGUAUCGUUGCCGUCGUUCCUGGCCGUGUGUGGUUGAAGACGUCGACAUCAAGGCCAUAUAUACCUCGGGGCUUGGGUUGGAAGAUACAUCGAGCAACGCCAGGUUCGUUCGCAAUUGCGAACGAACAGCAAACGGCAGAGGAGAAGUGUCCCCUCCCCCAGCCGGGCUUUGCCCCGUUACAUUCAUUCCCAUUCCAUUCUUUUUUUUUACAAUCUUUAUGGCCUGGUCUUGUCCCGCCCUGCCCUGCCCUAUCCAAACCUUUUGCUGUCUAUUUCACCUAUCCUGUCCCAUCCUGUCCCAUUCUGCCCUAUCCCCUUUCAUCCCAACCCAUCCCAUCCUCGUUAGCCCGGCUCGCUCGUUGGAUCAGAGUUUCGAUCAACGGCGGGCCCUGUCUCGUUUCCCCAUAGCCCCGGCUUUCCCUAAUCGUCCUGACGUCUGUCCAUCCUCAACCCCGAGUUGCCUCGUCUGUCUCUGGCGUGUACCCAUUUUACCGCCCUCCUCCUCCUUCUCGACACCGCAUCCGUCACGAAUCAGAACCGUACCAUAG